UAAGCCUACGAAGUCAUGCUCUUCCUUAUAAGCAUCCUCUGGCUUGAUUCAGAUAUUCGUUCACUCACUGUCACUUUUCAGAGCGAACUAUACAGAGACACACACACUCUCUCUAUCUCUCUCAACCAUCACUUGCUUCUACAGAGAGAGAUAAUGAUGAGUUCUUUUCUAUUUUUGGUAACUCUGAUUCUUGCCGUUUCUUUCUCCGUUCACUCUUGCCCGCCGUCCGAUCGGGCGGCAUUGUUAGCCUUCAAGGCCGACCUGAAGGAGCCCUACUUGGGCAUCUUCAACUCCUGGACCGGUACAAAUUGCUGUCUAAAUUGGUACGGCGUCAGCUGCGACCCUUCCACCGCCCGCGUCGCCGACAUCAACCUCCGCGGCGAGUCGGAGGACCCGAUAUUCGAGAAAGCUGGCCGCACUGGCUGUAUGACUGGCACAAUCUCGCCGGAGAUUUGCAAGCUCGACCGCCUCACCAACGUUGUUGUUGCAGACUGGAAGGCCAUCUCCGGUGAGAUUCCCGACUGCAUUGUCUCCCUCUCCUCUCUCCGCGUGCUCGACCUCAUCGGUAACCGCCUGUCCGGCGAGAUUCCUGCUGGAAUUGGAAACUUGCAGCGGCUCACGGUGUUGAACCUCGCCGACAAUGCCAUCUCAGGCAGGGUUCCUCCCUCCAUCGUCAACCUCGCAGCACUCAUGCACCUCGACCUCAGCAACAACCAGCUUUCCGGCGAACUUCCCUCCGAUUUCGGCAAACUCAGCAUGCUCAGCCGCGCGCUGCUGAACCGAAACCAGCUCACCGGCUCCAUCCCAACGUCCAUCUCCUCCAUGAGCCGGCUCGCGGACUUGGAUUUGUCCAUGAACCGUCUCUGCGGUUCAAUCCACAGCGAGCUCGGUUCAAUGCCGGUUCUUUCGACCCUCAAUCUAGACAGUAACUCUCUGUCGGGUCAAAUCCCUCCAAACCUGCUGGGUAACUCGGGCAUGGGCAUCCUGAACUUGAGCCGAAACGCGUUGGAAGGCCAAAUACCAAACGUGUUCGGGUCAAAAUCAUACUUUAUGGUGUUGGAUUUAUCAUAUAACAAUUUGAAGGGUCCGAUACCCAGUUCUCUAUCAUCGGCCAAGUAUAUCGGGCACCUGGACCUGAGCCAUAACCACCUGUGUGGGUCCAUACCCGUCGGGUCUCCGUUUGAUCACCUUGGAGCUUCCUCCUUUGCUAACAAUGACUGUUUGUGUGGAAAUCCCUUGAAGACUUGCUGAGAAGCGACCCGACCCAGAAAGAGUUUCGGGUACCCGGAAAGCCACCAGUAUGUGUGUGUGUGUGUUGAUUCUCACAAACAAGUCACAUUCAAGCAAUCAAACGUGUCACUGUGUUUGAUUUUUUAUAUCAAUUCGUAACAUAUAAUGUGUGAUAUAUAUCCGAGUACGUUGAUAACUUGAUAUGUUACUUAGUACGAAAUAUUUUGAAGUGAAAUUGAGAAGGGGGAAGAAGAGAGAUGUAUCUAAAUGGUAUAGUGCUUGACUUAACUGUGAAAUAUUCCCAACAUCACCUGCUUAGGAGCAUAAAUGAUAAGUCAUUGGGCAAAGGUCAAGAAAGUGUUUAAUAUAAUACUUCCUGUAUUGCACGUGAAGUUAGUUUCACUUGUAUUGUUGAAAAAUAAAUUGGCUAAGGCUUUUAUGCAUUGGGUUUUAAUAUUUGUCUAAGAUGUGAGGGUUGCUACUUUAUUGGGAUUGUGAAUGUAUAUAACCUAGCAAUGUCUGUCAAGAAUUUUACGAAUCUAUGGCCGAUGAUAUGGUUGUGAUCACUUGUUAAAACCUUGAGUUCUGCCUUCAUCAUAUAAAUUAUAUUAAAAUUAUUUAUA
Messenger RNA from Prosopis cineraria, 1853 nucleotides. RefSeq names its product DNA damage-repair/toleration protein DRT100-like. The coding region runs from base 16 to 1251 and encodes 411 amino acids. Lineage: Eukaryota; Viridiplantae; Streptophyta; Magnoliopsida; Fabales; Fabaceae. The transcript has a single exon. Gene Ontology annotation, molecular function: protein binding. The record is from RefSeq and is a predicted model, not a curated record.